CGCUCCUCUUUUUUUUUUUCCCUCCUCAUUCAGAGCCCCGGGUGUCUCCCGGCCCUCAUUGGCCGCCCGGCUCGGUGGGGCGGAGCUGAGGCGCCUGCAAAAGGAGGAAAAGAAAAAAAAAAAGGGAGGAAAAAAAAAAAUAAAAAAAAAAAAGGAGACCGAGAGAGGAGAGGGAGGGAAAAAAAAAAGGGGGAGAAAACUGUAAGUGCGUAAAAAAGUUCUCGCCGUGGUGACGGAUGCUCAAAAGUUCAGGAGUUUUUCCGAUGCUUCCCAAAGCAGCCUGCGACUGAAAAAGAGACUGAAAAAAAGCGAGAGGGAGAGAGAGAGGGAGACUUUGCGCUGGGAGACCGGGAAGACAACUUGUUGCAGAUCCCCGUGGAACAAGGAACUGGGAGCGUGGGAGCCUCUUUGCAAAGGUUUUAUUUUCUUAAUACUCUUUCUGCGUUUGGAAGUUGCUUUCUUCGCUGCGAUUACUUUUUUUUUUUACCCGAUUUCUUUUAAAAACCAUUUUUUCCCCUUUUCCUCCCCCCUCCUUUUUCCCCCCCUUUUUUGACUUUUUUCCCCCCUCCGCGCGGAGUGCGGGAGCUGCCGGUGGGCUUUCCCGGGCGAAAAAGAGGAGACGUUCGGCGCUGCCGUCGUUAUUCUUCCUCCCUUUUUCCGCGCUCCGCCGGGGGGGUGGGGGGGUGGGGGUUGCCCGGCCGCCCGGUCCAGCUCGGUCCGCGGAGCGGCGGAGGGGUGGAGGGGGAAGGGACGCGCUGUUUGGUCCGGCGGGGAGGGUGGGGGAAAACUGACGGGAGGACAUGCAGGCUCGCUACUCCGUGUCCAGCCCCAACUCCCUGGGAGUGGUGCCGUACCUCGGCGGAGAGCAGAGUUACUACCGCGCCGCCGCAGCGGCGGCCGGCGGGGGCUAUACGGCCAUGCCGGCCCCGAUGAGCAUGUACUCCCACCCGGCCCACGAGCAGUACCCGGCCGGCAUGGCCCGCGCCUACGGGCCCUACACGCCUCCGCCGCAGCCCAAGGAUAUGGUGAAGCCGCCGUACAGCUACAUCGCCCUCAUCACCAUGGCCAUCCAGAACGCUCCCGAUAAGAAGAUCACCUUGAACGGGAUCUACCAGUUCAUCAUGGAGCGGUUCCCUUUCUACCGGGACAACAAGCAGGGCUGGCAGAACAGCAUCCGCCACAACCUCUCCCUCAAUGAGUGCUUCGUCAAGGUGCCCCGAGACGACAAGAAGCCCGGUAAGGGCAGCUACUGGACCCUCGACCCCGACUCCUACAACAUGUUCGAGAACGGCAGCUUCCUUCGCCGUCGCCGCCGUUUCAAGAAGAAGGACGCCGUCAAGGACAAGGAGGAGAAGGACCGCCUGCACCUCAAGGACCAUGCCCCGCCGCGCCCGCCGCCGCCCGCCGCCGAGCCCGAGGGCGGCCCCGCCGGAGGCAGCGCCGCGCCGCCGCCGCCCCCCGUCCGCAUCCAGGACAUCAAGACGGAGAACGGUACGGCCUCGCCGCCGCAGGCCGUGUCCCCCCCCGGCGCCGCGCCGCCGCUCGGCGCCGUGCCCAAGAUCGAGAGCCCCGACAGCAGCAGCAGCCUCUCCAGCGGCGGCAGCCCUCGCAGCACCCUCCCCUCUAGCCGCUCCCUCAGCCUGGAGGCCCCCGAGCCGCCGCCGCCGCCGCCGCCUCCGCCGCCCCACCACCACGGCCCGGGCUUCAGCGUGGACAACAUCAUGACCUCGCUACGAGGCUCGCCGCAGGCCUCCUCUGAGCUGGGCGCCGGCCUCCUGGCCCCCGCCGCAGCCGCCCCGCGCACCGGCAUCCCGCCCGCCCUCUCCCUCGGCGGCUACUCGCCGGGCCACAGCUCAGUCUACGGCUCGCCCUGCGGUCAGGCUGCCGCCGGCGCCGCCACCGGCACCUACCACUGCAACAUGCAGGCCAUGAGCCUUUACGCGGCGGCGGGAGCCUCCGACCGACCCGGCCACCUGCCCGCCUCCGCCGCCAGCCCCGCCGAGGACCCGCUACCCGAUUAUGCUAUGCCCACGGGCGGCGGCGGCGGCGGCGGGGCGGGGGGCAGCGGCGGUGGCGGGGCGCUGGGGCACGGCGGGCUGGGCGGCGCGGCGGGCGGCCACCAGGAGGGGCACCACCCGCACCCGCACCAGGGCCGCCUGGCCUCCUGGUACCUCAACCAGGCGGCGGCAGCGGCGGCGGCAGCGGCGGCGGCGGCAGGGGAGCUGGGCCCGCUGGCGGGCGCGGCGGGCUACGCGGGGCCGCAGCAGGGCUUCGCCGCCGCCCCGCGGGAGGUCUUCGAGGCGCCGCGGCUGGGCCUCAGCGCCUCGCCGGGCGGCGGCGGCGGCGGUGGCGGUGGGGCGGGGGGCGGCGGCGGCGGCGGGGCAGGGGGCGGCGGCAGCUGUCAAAUGGCCUUCCCGGGCAGCCAGCCGCUCUACCGCACCUCCGGGGCCUUCGUCUACGACUGCGGCAAGUUCUGAGCGGGCCCCGCCACGGGAAGACCGCGUGGAUUGCGCGCAGCACCGCGCCGCCCGGCCCCGCCGCGCCCGCAGAGGGAAGCGGGAGAACGAGAAAAGCUUUUGUACAGAGGCAGCCCCAAAUCAUGUCUUGGUUUGUUAAAGGACAGUGUUACUCCAAUAACACGUAAGUUUUGUUUGUUUUGUUUUUUUAAUUGCUUUGAGAAGUACUUUUUUCCCGCACCCCUUCCCCUUCUCCAUCUAUUAAGGUAUUGCCAUGCCCCGUGUUUAAAAGGGGGCGAAAAGUCCAGCGUAGAGUACCAACUCCCCCCCCCCCUUCCUCUUCUACAAGGACUUGUUUUAAAAUGUAAAUUGCGACAUAGUAAUUUAUUUUUAAUUUGUAGUUGGAUGUUGCGGACCAAACGCCAGAAAGUGUUUCCCCCUUCCAUGAAAAGUGACUUUAAAAUUGACUGAAACGCUGAUUUUUUUUUUUCACUAUAUAUAAAAAGGGAAACUGUAUUAAUCUUAUUCUAUCAAUAUUUUUCCUUUUUUUGUUGAAAAUAUUCUGAAGGUAUUGCAUUGUUUGUUUAUUAAUAAAUUACCAUUCAGUUGGAAUGAUCCUUUACACGUCUGUAUAUUUUAAUAAUUUCAUUUAGACAGAGGCAGAGACAGAAAGAGAGGGAAAAGGGAUUUUAUAACUAACUUUGUCUCUGGAACAGCUCGUUCCCCUCCGCACAAAUUCCAAAGACCAUUUAGGAACUGCCAGGUCGAAAAAUCCCUUUUCAGUCUCUUCUGCAAUAUGUUCCACUUAGUCAGCUCGCCUUAUCCGCUAGGAAAAAAAGACUUUCCCAUGGCAGCUCUGAGUUGGCAAAUAAACAAACACGUUUUCUUAGCAAUUAAUGGGCAAGACCUGGAAACAUUUGACCAUGCACAGUAGUAUGACAACAUUACGGCUUUUUAAAUAAUACGCCUGUGUAAGGCUAGAUGAAGCGGUAACUCCUAGGUAGAAGUACAUGCACUACCUUCCUGCCCUUGUGUAAUAACUGUGUAUAUAUCGAGCUAUCGAUCUCUGUGUAUUUCAAAUGUAUUUAUAUGUAAGAUUUACAUAUGUUAUCUAUAUUUAAAGAAGGAUUGCAUAUUUAUUUAUAGCUACGUAUAGGCGUUGCAUAUGUUUCUAAACUCCACAGUGUAUAGUAGAUGGCAGAUACAGUACGUAUAUUCUUAAAUGCAAUGUAAGCGUAUAAAUCACUGCUUCCUAGAAUCGAUAGCAAUGCGCACAGUCACAUCCGUGAAGCCGCUUCUGUAACAGAUGUUUUUUAAGAACUAUUUUAUUUCAGGAUAGGAACCUGCUCAUACAGUUUACCCUCACACCAUUAUAGCUCUGCUUUACUCCUGUCCUAUAAGGACAUUACUGGUCUGUUGGAAGUGCCCUGAUUGCUGGAGCUGAAAUUAUUUUAGAAAGAGGUUGUGUGGGAGAAUUCUUCGUAUUUCUUGUACAGUUUUGUUUGUUCGUUUUGCUUUUUUUUUUGUUUAUUAUUAUUUUGGUCUUAAUCCCUCACCUUUUUUUUUUUUUUCUGAAAUUGGAGGGAAAAAGGAAAAUAUUACCAGGGUAGCAGAUGAGUGCUGCACAGACUGACGUCUUGUCAGAUCAAGAAUCUCACCUCCUGGACAAUUUGCAAUUAAGAACCUACGGGCAAUGGGGAUCACCUUCCCCCUUUGUAAAUAACCACCAAAAUGCAAUAAAUUCAUUAACUUGAAAGAA
This is a messenger RNA of Neopsephotus bourkii (Bourke's parrot), 4215 nucleotides long. It is a transcript of the gene FOXC1, whose product is annotated as forkhead box C1. Lineage: Eukaryota; Metazoa; Chordata; Aves; Psittaciformes; Psittacidae. The transcript has 2 exons. Gene Ontology annotation, biological process: anatomical structure morphogenesis; regulation of transcription by RNA polymerase II; cell differentiation. Bases 801 to 2477 code for a protein of 558 amino acids. The record is from RefSeq and is a predicted model, not a curated record. Gene Ontology annotation, molecular function: DNA-binding transcription factor activity, RNA polymerase II-specific; RNA polymerase II cis-regulatory region sequence-specific DNA binding.